Vanrija pseudolonga is the source of this 3099-nucleotide messenger RNA. RefSeq names its product Calcium permeable stress-gated cation channel 1 (gene CSC1). NCBI's taxonomy places the organism in Eukaryota, Fungi, Basidiomycota, Tremellomycetes, Trichosporonales, Trichosporonaceae. The record is from RefSeq and is a predicted model, not a curated record. The coding region runs from base 1 to 3039 and encodes 1012 amino acids. Gene Ontology annotation, cellular component: plasma membrane. Gene Ontology annotation, molecular function: calcium-activated cation channel activity. The transcript is spliced from 13 exons.
AUGGACGUCCUCACGCUCAUCCUCAACCACGAGGCCAAGUUUGCCGACGGCUGGUUCUCGACCCAGCUCCUCCUCUCCCUAUCUAUCGGCGUGCCGUCGUUCCUCCUCUUCUGCUUCCUCCGCACGCGAUGGCAGCUGGUUUACAUGCCGCGCACGCGGCUCAAGGCCCACUGGCCCGACGUGCAGGGCACAGCUAAUAGCUUCUUUGGCUGGAUCGUGCCCACCAUCCGCACGAGCGAGUAUGUCGUCCUCCAGAGCGUCGGGCUGGACGCCGCGGUCCUCCUCGGCUUCUUCCGCAUGGGGUUCUUCUUCUUUGCGACACUGACGGUGAUUGCGGCAUUCACGCUCAUGCCGUACCACUACUAUCGUGGGGGGUCGCUGGAUUGGGCUCCACCAGAUUCCUCAGACAACUCAACACAGAUGCUCUUCCCGAUCGCGAUCGGGAGGAACACGACAACUCCUUCCUUACCUGAGAUUCUAGAGAGCCCGCAGACCAUCGCAGUGCUCCAGCUCGUCUUCGCCUACCUCUUCACCUUCAUCCUCCUCAGGUUCCUCCACAAGAACUAUCAUCACUUCGUGUCCUCGCGCCAGAGCUUCGCCCUCGAGCUCCUUCACUCAGUGUCCUCGAGGACGGUGAUUGUUUCAGAUGUUCCCAAUCACCUUCGCGGGGACCGCGUCCUCGCCGAGUACUUUGAGGGCUGCGGGUGGGAUGUCGAGUCCGUCAGCGUCUGCCGCGAUGUCCAGCCCAUCCGCGACGCGUUAGACCUGCGAACCGAGGCGCUCCUGCAGCUCGAGAGAGCGUGGGUCGCGUGGGUGGGUAACCCGGCCAAGGCUGUCGGCUACAGUCCCGACAUCUACUCGAAGAAUGGCCCAGCCGCUCACGAGCGCGAGACCGAUGUGCCGACCGCAAAUCUGAUCUCCGGGUUUGAAGACCCCAACAACGGCGCUUCAGUUCCUGCGCCAGCGCCUGCCGAUGACCCCGAGAGUCUUCGCCGCCGCUACGGCAUCAUCUCGACUGACCGCUCACCGCCCACCAUUCGCCCACACCUGCUCUCCCCCAAAGUCGAUGCCAUCGAGUACUGGGAGAACAAGCUUUAUGCCGCAGACGACAUCGUCCGCAGCCUCCGCAAGACGGGCAAGUUUCCCGCCUCCCACGUCGCGUUCGUCACCUUUGAAGACGUUAAAUCGGCGCAGGCGUCGUCCCAGGUGGUCCACUAUCCCGUCCACUCAAAGGUCGUCACCAGCCUCGCCCCCGAGCCGCGAGACGUGCUCUGGAACAAGGUCAACAUGGGCGCGACGGAGCGCCGCGUCCGCAGCCUCGUUAUCAUGGGUGCCAUGACAGUGCUCCUGGUGUCCUGGGCUGUGCCACUCUACCCUCUGGCCAGUCUCCUCACCGACAAGGAGAUUGCAAAGCGCCUGCCGUGGCUGUGGAAGAUUAUCAAGGACGACCACCCACGUCUCCACGCCUUGUUCACAAACUUCCUGCCGUCGCUCGUGUUCAUCGGCUUCAACAGCUUGCUUCCCUUCCUCCUAGAGUGGCUCUGCUACCAGCAAGGAUUCAGGUCGCGCAGCGCCACCGAGUACUCCUUGAUCCGAAAACACUUCCUGUUCCUCCUCAUUCUCGUGAUCUUUGUAUUCAUCUCGGCGUCGACCUACUGGGUCUUGCGCGAAUGGGCCGAGUCGCCCUCGAAGCUCCCGGAAAAGCUCGCCGACGCACUGAAGACUGCCACGGCCCGCUCCUUCAUGGUCUCAUACGUCAUCCUUUACUCGCUUGGCCUGAUGCCACUCCAGCUUCUCAACAUCGGCCCACUCGUCAAUCACACCUGGAUGCGGCUCUGGGCCAAGACUCCUCGAGAGUUUGCCGAAGCCAAUGCUCCGCCUCCCAUCAACUACGGCUGGGUCUACCCCCAGGCUCUGCUCAUUUUCACCAUUACCCUCAUUUACAGCAUUGUGUCCCCACGCAUCCUCAUCUUUGGCACCAUUUACUUUGGCAUGGCUUACCUUGUCUACAAGUACAAGCUCUUGUUUAUCUACUUCAAGCCGUUCGAGUCCAACGGCGAGGCCUGGAAGAUCUCCUUUGAUCGCCUACUAUGGGCCCUCAUCAUCUUCCAGCUGUUCAUGACGGGCCUGCUGUCUUUGGAGCAAAACUUUGUCCUCACCGGUCUCAUGCUCCCUCUCAUCUCCUUCACGCUGUGGUGGGGCUACACCAUGUCGCGCGACUUUACGCCUCUGAGCAAGCACAUCGCCCUCAGCAGCAUCUGCGAAGUCGAGCGUGGCGAUGGCACGCCUCUUGGAGGUGAGGGACCAACCUCGGCCUCACUCAGCGGCCUCAACCACAAGCGAUACGCGGUCAACGAUGACACGCUGUACGUCGCUCCCUCCGACAGGCGGACAAACUACUCGCAGCCUCCCAUGAACAACUUUUACUGGGGCGUGCUCAACACUGGCAGAAGAAGAUAUGCCCACCCGGCGCUCAAUGGCAAGCUCCCCACGCCAUGGCUGCCUGAGAACGACCGCCCACCCGCCUUUGGUGACGGUGCUGCUGAGCGCCGUGGUGUCGUCCUCAGCCUCCGUCGUAGGCUUGGCCGUCGAUUCCGCAAGCAGCGGAACGGCGCCGGCACUGAGGAGACGGAUGACGGCAGGACGUCAAGGGAAACCACGCCCGGUUCUGUCAACGAAGACGACCCAUGGGCUUCUCGCAGCUCGGGCGGUCAGUCGAGCUCUCAGCCACCGGCCCCAACGCGCCGUGACACCAGCAACGGGAGCGAGGCGUCGUCAACGCCGUCCAACCCCUGGGCUCGCGAGGCGACACCACCGCCAGCAGCCGCGCCUGCCGCCCCACCAAGCCCUCUCGACUACGACGUGGGCUCUGGUGUUAUCGCGCUGGGUGACGAGCAUGUCUGGCACGACCACUGCGACUCUGACGAGGAGGACACGCCGACCGAUACCCCAGCACAGGUGCCAGAGAGUCCAUCGACCUACUUCCACCGCCCGAACCGCCGCCGUUUGGCCUCGAAUGCGACGCUGUCGCAGCAGUAGUAAUUGUAGUUGCAUGAAAGAAAGCAAUCGUUUAUGCAUGUGCCGCAGUGACUUGUGACA